Molecule: messenger RNA, 1122 nt
Organism: Alternaria atra
Lineage: Eukaryota; Fungi; Ascomycota; Dothideomycetes; Pleosporales; Pleosporaceae
Exons: 2
Coding region: 1-1122 (373 amino acids)
Biological process (GO): basic amino acid transmembrane export from vacuole
Cellular component (GO): fungal-type vacuole membrane
Source: RefSeq, a predicted model, not a curated record
AUGUUUCCUCCAACGCAAGGCUUGCGAUUGGACAUUGAUGCCAUCAGCCAGAUCUUUGGUUCCAUAAGCAUCGCAUGCUGGAUAGUGGUUUUCUCGCCUCAGAUAAUCGAGAACUGGAAGAGAAGCUCAGCAGAAGGCCUUUCAGUAGUCUUCAUCGUAAUAUGGCUUCUCGGCGACUUCUUCAACAUCAUAGGUGCGGUACUGCAGGGUGUACUGCCAACGAUGACCAUCUUGGCGGUGUACUAUACGCUAGCCGACAUCGUGCUGCUGCUUCAGUGCUUCUACUACAAAGGCUUUACAUUGCGCGAUGAGUUCAAGAAGCCGACGGAUGAAUCUGAUGAGGAUAGCGACGCCAGUGAACAGUCACCGCUUCUCCCCCACCGCAGGCCACAGUCAAGUGGCUCUCCCUACACAAACGGUAAUGGUAACGGAAUUGAGGUACAGCGACCACGCAUCUCAGACAUCGAUCGACGCGGCUCAGGCCACUCGCAAGGCUCGUUCCGCGAACGCUACCUCUCCAUCGACGGCACGCAUCUCUCGCCUGUCACACCGCUCCACGAUGACUCUACUGCUGCAUAUCAAAAUGGCGCAGUCGCAGCCAGACCUCAGCCGGCCCAGUCCAACAUGCAAACGAUCAUCUUCAACCUUGGUACCAUCGUUCUUGUAUGCGCGGCCGGCGUCUUCGGUUGGUAUCUCAGUGCUCGGAACUCCACCGCUCCCAGCCAGCCCGAUGAUCAGGACUCGUCACCCGAAUCAACUUUGCACUUCAACCUCUGGGGCCAGGUCUCCGGCUACGUUUGCGCCGCACUCUACCUCGGCUCCCGCGUUCCGCAGCUGCUGCUCAACUACCGCCGCAAGUCGACCGAGGGCAUCAGCAUGCUGUUCUUCCUGUUUGCUUGCUUAGGUAACUUGACGUACGUGUUGAGUAUCAUGGUGUACAAGCCCAAGUGUGGGGGUCAUGUAUGCCAGGAUGGUGAGGGACGGGCCGAGUACGGCAGGUACAUCGCAGUCAAUAUGAGUUGGCUGCUGGGCAGCUUCGGCACGUUGUUGUUAGAUGCUGGUGUGUUUGUGCAGUACUUUCUGUAUAAAGUGGAUGAUGAUGAGAGUGACGAGGAAGAGUAG